GAUUCAAAAAUUUCUUCCAUGGAGCGUGGCCUCCGGGAUUUGGAAGAGGAGAUUCAGAUGUUGAAGUCAAAUGGAGCUCUGAGCACAGAGGAACGUGAAGAGGAAAUGAAGCAAAUGGAGGUGUACCGUAGUCAUUCCAAAUUCAUGAAAAAUAAGGUAGAGCAACUGAAGGAAGAGCUAAGUGCCAAAGAGGCUCAAGGGGAGGACCUGAAAAAAAGAGUGGCUGGUCUCCAGGCCGAGGUCUCUGCAAUUGGUCAGGUGAAGCAGGAACUGUCACGCAAAGACACUGAGUUGCUGGCCUUGCAGACAAAGCUGGAGACCCUCACGAAUCAGUUCUCUGACAGCAAGCAGCAUAUUGAAGUUCUGAAAGAGUCUCUUACAGCUAAAGAGCAAAGAGCUGCUAUCCUGCAGACAGAGGUGGAUGCAUUACGAUUACGUCUGGAAGAGAAGGAGACUAUGCUAAAUAAGAAGACAAAGCAGAUUCAGGAGAUGGCAGAGGAGAAGGGGACUCAAGCAGGAGAGAUCCAUGACCUCAAGGACAUGUUGGAGGUGAAGGAACGCAAAGUUAAUGUUCUUCAGAAGAAGAUUGAAAAUCUUCAAGAACAGUUAAGAGAUAAGGAGAAGCAAAUGAGCAGCUUAAAGGAUCGAGUGAAAUCUUUGCAGGCUGACACCACGAAUACAGACACCGCCUUGACCACGCUGGAAGAAGCACUGGCAGAAAAAGAAAGGACCAUUGAGCGCCUAAAGGAACAACGUGACAGAGAUGAACGAGAGAAACAGGAAGAGAUCGACAACUACAAAAAAGACAUUAAGGACCUGAAAGAGAAAGUCAGCGUUUUACAAGGAGAUCUCACAGAGAAAGAGUCAUCCUUAUUGGAUCUGAAGGAACAUGCUUCAUCCUUAGCUUCAUCAGGACUGAAGAAAGAUUCAAGACUCAAGACGCUGGAAAUUGCAUUGGAACAGAAAAAGGAAGAAUGCUUGAAGAUGGAAACUCAAUUGAAGAAGGCUCAUGAGGCAACACUGGAGGCUAGGGCCAGCCCAGAGCUGAGUGAUCGUAUGCAGCAGCUGGAAAGGGAGGUAACACGGUAUCGGGAAGAAUCUAGCAAGGCUCAAGCUGAAGUGGAUCGUCUUCUUGAAAUCUUGAAAGAGAUGGAAAAUGAGAAGAACGAUAAGGAUAAGAAGAUAGCAGAACUGGAGAGCCUCACCUCAAGGCAAGUUAAAGAUCAAAAUAAGAAAGUAGCAAAUCUGAAGCACAAAGAACAAGUGGAGAAAAAGAAGAGUGCACAGAUGUUGGAGGAGGCCAGGAGACGAGAGGAUAAUCUUAAUGACAGCUCCCAACAGCUUCAG
Messenger RNA from Balearica regulorum gibbericeps (East African grey crowned-crane), 1347 nucleotides. The record is from RefSeq and is a predicted model, not a curated record. NCBI's taxonomy places the organism in Eukaryota, Metazoa, Chordata, Aves, Gruiformes, Gruidae.